Molecule: messenger RNA, 3295 nt
Organism: Oncorhynchus kisutch (coho salmon)
Lineage: Eukaryota; Metazoa; Chordata; Actinopteri; Salmoniformes; Salmonidae
Exons: 8
Coding region: 138-512 (124 amino acids)
Source: RefSeq, a predicted model, not a curated record
GAACUUGGCCCUUGCUGCAUCACAGUGCAUCCUGUCACCGGCGCGUGAACAUCUUGCAGGUUCAUUUUAGUCUUAUAAUAGCUUAUUGUGAAACACAGCCAGUCGCACGGUGCAGAAAGUCAUUGUAGCAUUGGAAGAUGUUGCGAUUGCUGUUUCUGUGUCUGAUUGUGACUCUGCGAGGAGCUGCUGCUUCCUCAGAGGAGAGUGAAGGCUCAGCAGACGUAGCAGAUGGAGACGAUGAAGAUCUAUUCAAGCAAAACGUGAUCCCAAAUCUCGGACAAUAUUCCACGCUUGAACCUGAAACUGAUGAUACUGUGGACAUUAACAAGGCAACGGGAGAAAAAGUAGCGGAAGAUGGAUUUACUACCAUUGUCAUCAUCGUAGCCGUGAGUGUGGUGGCACUAUCAAUCGCAGUGAUAGUAGCCAUAGUGCUGGUCCGGCGCCGCAUGCACAACCGACCACAAGGGAUCUACUCAGUUCCCACAGAACAGGGAAUGAAAGGAACGGUCUAACCACAGGAUGAGCUCCAGUCCCAUUGGACACCUGCAGGGGAGGACCAAUGAACUGAGCUCUACAAAAUACUGCCCUUUGAACCAGGAAGGGUACACUUUCCACCCCAGCCUGCUCUUACUGAACCACCCCCUACUGCUCUCCUCUCUGGGACCAUCUGUUACUGUGUCAUGGGUCCCCUCCAAAGGAAACUUAGUUUCCUUUAUUUGGUCUCUUGUUUGUUUCUGUCCCACAUAUCCCAAAGUCUGUGUGUAUAUUUAAAAGGGCAUUCUGUCCAAUGGCAUAUUUUACAAGAAAAACAAAUGUCCCGCUAGAAGUCAUUUGCAAUUGCAAUUGUUUCUCCGCUCCUUCGCUAAACUAAACUGUAUUCAGAGUUGAUUUGGUGCAUUCAGAACAGGCUUUUUUGAAUGAGAAAAGCGAGUUUAAUCCACCUUAAACCAGCCCAGUCCUCACUACAUUUCCACGUUCAGCUCUGUGACAUAUCCUGUCCUUGGCCUAUUAGUGACAACAGCCAGUACAGUUGAAAGAUAAAGCUUGUUCUCCCGUCUUCUCAACCUAUGAAGGGAAAAAAGGAAAAGAAAUGGGUGGAAAAAGCCAGAGGUCUGAGAGGGAAUGAAUCAACCUUUGUGAAUGAUGAUGUUUUCUUUUCAACACCCCCCUUUUUCUUUUUGAAAUGCUUCCUUUCAAAACGCCAACCACAUCACUGAUUGUAAAUAGCUCUUGGAUGGCUGAGGUAUGUCUGAUUUUAAUGGUUUAUGGUGCUGGGACGGGGGUACGGUGGGGAGAAAUUGAGAGGAUAAAAUAAAGUGCAGGGGUAGGGAGGUUGGGGGGUGAGUGGGGAAAUACCCACAAUGCCCAUGUUUCAUUCAUACUGAGUUUAAGGCCACUACACCAUCGCUCCCUGGCUCUCUUUUCAUUUAAAUGGAAAUCAAUCGUGCCCCGUGAUCAAAAGCUUUAGGGCCGAGGUGCUGGCUGGCUUAUUUCUUACUCUGCAUUACAGAGAAAGGAUGUUUUUUGGCAGGGGUCAGAGGAGAGGGGGAGGUGGACAUGAUGUGCUUUGGCAUGACAGGGCUAUUCAUUUGUUGCGUUAUCAUGAGGGAACAAGGGUUGUUGUGAGUGUGUGCGAAUUACACCCAAGAUCAAGUAGUGUUGAAAUCACUGGGUCUGUCAAAACAGCGUGCCCACUGUCUUUCACCACUCAACCUUACCGCUGUGAUGUCAUCAGCUGAGGAUGGGCUUGGCUGGGUUCCAGGCUGUACAGAAACACCUGUGUGUUUUUAGUCCCUCCAUCUCAUUUUGUGUUCUCUGGUUCACUCAAUCAGAAUUGUCCCAAUCUGUUUAAGUUGACGAAAUUCAAUUAGUAAACAGAUUCUAAACGCAUAAAGUGUGGUAUGCUUGUGUCUGCACUCUGCAGGUGUUUGUGUAUGUGGAGUUUGAUUGAAGCAUCACAACUAGCCCAGUAAGCCUGAGAUGUAGUCUAGCUCCGACAGCAUUUCAAAAGGAGUAUAAUUGAACAUACGGUAAAAGAACAAAACAACUUUCACUUUCUGUUUGUUUACUGACCACAGUCACAUUCAAGAAAGCCUUUUUCCCGUACUCAGAAAUACCCUUAGAAAUUCCCUUCACCUACAAAGUAGACGUUGUGGUUACGAGUCAGCGACUAGUCUCAUUAUAGAUGAGGUUUGCAUAGAACAGUUUUUCUUGUUUGUGAAAAAAGUACAUCUAAGAACCAUUCAAGCAAGCAUGUUGAAUAAGCCAUGAACUAAACAAAGUGCAAAAAUUCUAAAAGAAUUGGUUUGACCUGUGUAAUGCCCUGUUCAUUCAGCUACACUCGCACCUCUCCAUGGCAUUAUGAUCCUUCAAAGCCACUUCGUUUAUUGCAUUGCUAUUGUGAAUGCAUCAAAACUGAUUGUCCUCUAUUUAUUUUUUCCAGGGCUUACGCUGAAAAGGGUAUGAAAUGUUCAAAUAUUGAAGAAAAAAAAAAUGUAUUUUCAAAAGAGCUCCAUGGGCUUUUUCAGCUGUGCAAAAGUUUCUCAAGGCCCAUUUUUCAUCUAAUCUUUAAAAAAAGAAAAUUGUCAAGAGAAAGCGUUACUGAGUUCACCCAAUCCCUGACACUGUCAGACAUGGCUCUCCAAGAGCCCUUACCUAUUACACAAAAGUCCUUACACCACCCCCUCUCCAAAAAAACUGAAUCUGGUUAGGGUUUAUAUUUGUCAAUUUUACACGAAUGUUUCAGGAUUGUGCAUUCUGUCUUUUGAUGAAAAUAGGAAAAUGUAUCAACCAGCAGAUUCUGUUUGAUGAACUUGGAUGAUGCGUCCUCUGCAUAGCAAUACGUAAUGCAAAUGUGUACAACAACAAAAAUAUUUUAGCUUUGUGUAUUAUUAUAUUGUGUUUUUAUGAGAUGUCCUAUUGUAAAGUCAAUAUUCCAAUUAUAAUUUAGUCUUAAUUUUUAAGCACACGUCUUCAUCAGUACUCAUAAUCAAUGCUGAUAAACCCUGUACAUUCUGUCUGCUCAGGAUCAUUAACUGUUUGUAGUGUACAGCAGCGAAGUGUUUCUACAAUACUCUAUGUCUCAUCCAUUCCUAUGUCUAUGAAUCUGAGUGUGUUUUAGAAUAACUAGACCUGCACUAAAAGUGUAAUCUUGCUGUUCUACUUGUACUGUAGGUUUCCACAGCCCACAAAUUCUCCAAUCAUUCAAUUUGGACUAGCAUUACUCAUGUUCUGUAUAUGGCUCUUCUAUAUUAUGGAUUAUGACAAUUUUUUACAUUAAAUGUGUUCUGCUAUG